CCCCAGCCAUGUCGUCCAUCCUGCCCUUCACCCCCCCGAUCGUGAAGCGCCUGCUGGGCUGGAAGAAGGGCGAGCAGAACGGGCAGGAGGAGAAGUGGUGCGAGAAGGCGGUCAAGAGUUUGGUCAAGAAGCUCAAGAAGACGGGGCAGCUGGACGAGCUGGAGAAGGCCAUCACCACGCAGAACGUCAACACCAAGUGCAUCACCAUCCCCAGGUCCCUGGAUGGCCGGCUGCAGGUGUCCCACCGGAAGGGGCUCCCCCAUGUUAUCUACUGCCGCCUGUGGCGAUGGCCCGACCUACACAGCCACCAUGAGCUGCGGGCCAUGGAGCUGUGUGAGUUCGCCUUCAACAUGAAGAAGGACGAGGUCUGCGUGAAUCCCUACCACUAUCAGAGGGUGGAGACCCCAGUUCUACCUCCUGUGUUGGUGCCACGCCACACAGAGAUCCCGGCCGAGUUCCCCCCGCUGGACGACUACAGCCAUUCCAUCCCCGAAAACACUAACUUCCCCGCCGGCAUCGAGCCCCAGAGCAAUAUUCCAGAAACCCCACCCCCGGGCUACUUGAGUGAAGAUGGAGAGACCAGUGACCACCAGAUGAACCACAGCAUGGACGCAGGUUCUCCAAACCUAUCCCCGAAUCCGAUGUCCCCAGCACACAAUAACUUGGACCUGCAGCCUGUCACCUACUGCGAGCCGGCCUUCUGGUGCUCCAUCUCCUACUACGAGCUCAACCAGCGUGUCGGGGAGACAUUCCACGCCUCGCAGCCGUCCAUGACAGUGGACGGCUUCACCGAUCCCUCCAACUCCGAGCGCUUCUGCCUGGGGUUGCUCUCCAACGUCAACAGGAACGCAGCCGUGGAGCUGACGCGGAGGCAUAUUGGGCGAGGCGUGCGGCUGUACUACAUCGGAGGCGAGGUCUUUGCAGAGUGCCUCAGCGACAGUGCCAUCUUUGUCCAGUCUCCCAACUGUAACCAGCGCUACGGCUGGCACCCAGCCACCGUCUGCAAGAUCCCACCAGGAUGCAACCUGAAGAUCUUCAACAACCAGGAGUUUGCUGCCCUCCUGGCUCAGUCUGUCAACCAGGGCUUCGAGGCCGUGUACCAGCUGACCCGGAUGUGCACCAUCCGCAUGAGCUUCGUCAAAGGCUGGGGAGCCGAGUACAGGAGACAGACUGUGACCAGCACCCCCUGCUGGAUCGAGCUGCACCUGAAUGGGCCUUUGCAGUGGCUUGACAAGGUCCUCACCCAGAUGGGCUCCCCAAGCAUCCGCUGCUCCAGUGUGUCUUAGAGACAUUGGGUGUGAAGGGGGAGGGUGGGGAGGGUGGGCUUGGGGAAAAUGGCCAUGCAGGAGGUGGAGAAAUCAGAACUCAAAUUACGGUUGUCAAAGAAGAAGAAAUUUUUCUCCCUCAACCAAAGUGGCACGAGCCUGUUUUACAGAACAUGAAAGCAAACCCAGAGAUGGAUUUUUAUGAACAGCUGUGUCUGCUGAACACAUCUGCCCUUUGGCCCUGGUGUGAAGGGCAAGAAAUGGCUUCUGCUCUGGUGGCUUGAGCAAACAGGUAGUAUUUUACCACCUGCCCCCUCCCCCAGCCCCUUUUUCUUUUAAUGACAGCAAACUGAGAUGUCACUGCCCAACAGGAAACGGCCCUGUGGUAAGGACCAAGUGCGGAAUUCGCCUUGGGCGCUCUAGAGGCAGGGAGAAGCCGGCAGGCAGGGGUAUGAGCGCACCUCAGGCCCAGCCCUCCUCUUCCAGUGAGCAUUCCUGAACCCCAGCAGUGGCAGACCUUGCACCCUGGGGGCUGAAUUGACUUGGGGUGGGGAGGGGUCUUGUCUGUCUCCACCCCUCGGGGAGCAUACUGAUUGGUGUGAGCGAGUGUGUCCAGAACCGAGCACACAGGGACCGGUGGGAAAAGGUGGUGACACCUCUUCUUUAAAAACACUCUUAAAGUUGUCUGCAUUUUCAGCCGUUGGAAGGAUCUGUUGAGGCUCAGCACGUAGGAAAUGUGUAGUUUGUAGCAUCACGUUGAUCUCAAAGAGAUUUGAAUUAUGUGAAAUGCUCCCGGGAAGCAGGAGGUAGUUGUCCGUGACGGUGUUCCACCACGGUGCGCGGGUCUCCGGUCACCUGUAAGAGCUCGCUCCGCUUUCUCAUGCAUUCGGCUACAUUGGCUGAUGUAGUCAGUUGCGUUAAUUAAAUGAACUUUGUCGUAUGCUCUUUUAAACCCUUGUUUUACAUUUAAAAAAAAAAACCUUGAGUUGGCACGUUGAUCGGGAAACCAGAGGGGGACCCAGCAACUUCUCCCCCAAAGUGAAGCUUUUCCAGGUUUUGUUGGGAAGACACCUGCCAGCACUUUUGGAAGCUGAAAUUAACAGGAGCAAAUUCACCAGGAGGGAAAGAUCUCAGGCCAACACAAAAGCAAAUGAAAGGGCUAUUAAAAAAUUUUUUUUACACCUUUGAAAAUUGCAGGUUUGGUGCAAAGAGGUCUGUCAUCUUUCCCCUGGGAUAUGAGAUUAUCUAGGUCACAGUAGAGGGUCAUCAGUGACAACCCUAGCAGUUAUAAUGUGUAGUAAGUACUGCUCCCAGUGGCAAUUAGUGAGAAAACUACUAUAAGUUAUUUCAACUGGAAAACAAACAAAAAAAAGAGCCCUCUUCUACUGGCCUUUUGCAGAAUACAGCAGAUGGAAUUGCCACUUGCAAUUGGUACUUUAUACUUUGCUGCUGUUUUUGUAUGAAAUGACUUACCCCAUAUUUUUGCAUGGAUUUCUACCAGGAAAAAUAAAGGGAUUUCCUAUGGAAGUCCUGUCUUAAUUGCAGGUGAAGGGAAGAAAGUGUACACUUUCGGCAGGUAUAAACCUCAAAUGUGAUGACAUUUCUGAUGCUAUGUGGAGAUGCUGGGGGCUUCCUGGGUGCCUCGCACGAUCCUAGGCCUCUGAAGCUUCAGCCGUGAAGUUUCCAGGUAGGAGAGCUGCUUGCCAAGCCUCCAGAGCACACAGGAAGAGAAGAGAGUACCUUGCCAGACCUGGACUGGUCUUCGCGCAGGACUGUUGACACAGAGCCGGAGACGGUGUGUAGUCCCUCACUCCACCUGAGGGGACCAGAUACUGCAAGUCUGAAGUUUGUGCCUGGUAUGAAAUGAUGGUGGACUGCUUCUUUUAGAUACAGGAAAUCAUCUGAACCUCCUGGAUGUGUGUUCCUGCUCCCGGUCAGGUCUGAGACUCAUGGUAUGACUUCUUAUUCCAUUUUGGCCUCGGCUGAAGCCAUCGUGCUGCCCCCUCUAAAAGCCAUGGGAAGCAGUCUCUGAGGGCCCGCGUUCUCCACCUGCUAACGUGAUCUCCUAUGAGGGCUUCCUACGGCGCACAGCUGUCCCCCAGGUACUUGGGAACUGGCUUCAGGUACAACCCAAUUUGGGUGAUCUUGGUCACAUCUGGCUGCAUUUGGAUGGUGUCUUAGAACCCUCAGUGCUCAAAGCUAAAGGCUACUUCUAGGAGGCAUGAAGUUUUAAUUUUGUGUUUUUUCCGAAAGCUACUUAAUUGGCCCUUUUUCUUUAUAGACUAGACUGCUGGAGGAGGAUGAGUGAGGAAAAAGUGGGGAAGCCCACCUUCAGCACCAUUGAAAAGAAAUUUGGUUGUACCCAGAGGUUAGGAUCUGGUUUCAUUCCCACCAUAGAGGCUGUGUAGGUGGCUUUGAGGCACGUGUAAUAUUAGUGUCCUUCAAGUCAUAAAAAUAGUUUUAAAAUCCUAUUGCCUGCAGGCACUUAUACAUUGAAAAACUUAAAGGACAGCUGAAAGGGGCAGGAGGAAAUCAGGGCAGUUCUGGGGGGUGACGGUGGCUGUUGGAGACCCUUUUCAGUGCCGUUGUCCAGGCUGCACAACGUGCCUUGUUCCCCUGCCCCGGGCUCCCCUCCAGGCCACCUUCACCUUGCGGCUUGUGCUGACGCUGACCUGAGAGUAGCUAUAGCGCGGGGUCCUAGAUCCUGGCCUCAGCACCUCCCUCAGGAGCCAACUUGUAUUCCCUUUCCUCUCCGCCCACUCCCUCCCUCCCCCUAACUUUAUUUAGUACUUGGAGCCUUCCAGCGCAAGUAGGUAGCCGCCCCAGCGGUUCGGGUUACAGGCCUGUGCUGGCCAGUCUUCUCUGCUGGCCACCUUCCUGGCAGACUGCAGAUCUGACAUUCUGAGACAAGCCCAGAGUCAGGAGCGGGGACUUGGACUCUUAGGAAGAACAGACAUGAGGGCAAGGCUGCUGGCAGACUUUUCCAUUGUCCUUAUGUUGUCUGUGCUGUAUUUUUUUUAUUUACCAUGGUGAUUAUUUUUUUAAAUCAUUGUUAAUGUAUUGGAAUGAGCUGUAGCACGUAUCUUGUGCUUAGUUUGUUUUUCUCCAUCUCCCUCUGGCUUCCUAGAGUUUGGACGUAUUCCAGGGCUAAAUGCCUUUACUCACACUGCAGAAAAAGGUUUUCUUUAAGUAACGUGUGCAUGACAUGCAUGUAUGUGAGUAGCUUGGGGAGACGGCAGAUAUCUGAUUUCAUUCUCAGCCCCAAGCUGCCAUUUCUGAGGCUCCGUGAGGGUCUCUGCGGGGUGAGAGCUCACAUUAGGCCACUCUCUGUAGUCCUAAAAAGGAGAAGGGAGGGACAGGAAUCUUCAGACUGCUCAGGGGACUGUUUACCAAGGGGGUUACCAGUAGCAAGAGAGGGCAUGAGUUUGGUUCUGGGCCCUGUGUCUUACUGUGUGACUAGGUGGCAGAGUUGGGAGUUUUUCCCAAAUCUACAUCUUUGCUAGAAGAAAACCUCAACACAGCUAAGUUGUACCAUUUUUCUUUGUGUGGCAUAGAUGUUCCCUUUUGAACCCCUUCAAGUAACAGUCUUUCAGGAUUAUCAGCCACUCCACAAGUGGGUGGGAAAGCAGAAAAAUGUAUGGAUCAAAAAUGAAGAUGAAGCAUCUCUGAUGGAAGAGUGGGGAAAUGACUUGCUCUACAGGCAACCUUUCAGAAACACAGCUAUCACAUGCAAAAACUCGCGUAUUGUGUAAACUGGAUUGAGAAAUUCUCUCAAGGGAUCCUGUAAUUUUUUUUUAUGCUAAAGUAAUGUACACUCGAGCAUUCUGGUGUUUUUAUAUUUAUGUAAUAAUUUCUUAAAACCAUUCAAGACAGAUAACUAUUUAAUUUUUUGAAGAAAGUUGGAAAAGGCUCUCCUCCCAAGGACAGUGGCUGGGAAGAGACGGGGCAUAGCCAGUUCCAAACGCUGGUAGAGGGUGCACUGGCUUUUGGGCUCAGUGCCUGGAACAACCGACCCAGGCUGGCUCCCCACGUGGCAGCAUGUGACCCACGCAGCUCGGAGUCGAAUACAGGCCCUUACGUGGGGGCCUCUGAACCAAGCCCCUCUCCCUUCUUAGGGGUGAGAACUGUACAGAGGGAUGGAGCCAUCUUCCUCCAGGAAGCCUUCAUUCACCCUCAGUGCUGCUGUUGCAACUAGGCUGUUCUGGGCAGGACUCCUGUUUGGGUGUGCGUUUGGGUGAGAAAAAAGAACGCGGAGGAUGUUGAUUACCUUCCCUUCUCAGCCAGCCUGACCUUUUAAUACCUUUGUAAAAAGCAUGUAUGUAUUUAUAGUGUUUUAGAUUUUUCUAACCUUUAUCUUAAGGGCAGAGCACGUGUUUAAGCAUUGUGCCCCUAUUGUUAAAGAACUGUGUCCUCUCUCCUUCUCUCUCCCCUGUAAGUGCCCUUCUAAUAAACUUUUCAUUGAAAAGCU
Molecule: messenger RNA, 5733 nt
Organism: Mesoplodon densirostris (Blainville's beaked whale)
Lineage: Eukaryota; Metazoa; Chordata; Mammalia; Artiodactyla; Ziphiidae
Gene: SMAD3
Product: SMAD family member 3
Exons: 9
Coding region: 9-1286 (425 amino acids)
Biological process (GO): BMP signaling pathway; SMAD protein signal transduction; cell differentiation
Cellular component (GO): heteromeric SMAD protein complex
Molecular function (GO): RNA polymerase II cis-regulatory region sequence-specific DNA binding; DNA-binding transcription factor activity, RNA polymerase II-specific; I-SMAD binding
Source: RefSeq, a predicted model, not a curated record